AGUGGUCCAGUGUUGGGAGGGAGGACUGCUUGUGUGCGGGGGUGUGGGAGGUGGAGGGCGGGGGCGGGGAUUCAGCGCGUGUAUGUAAAGGUGCAGCCCGUGUGCUAGGCGCUGGGUGCGCGCGCGGUGUCUGUUCGGGUGCGCGCCCGCGCGCGCUGCUGCCCGCCUGCCCGCCUGCUCGCCUGCUAGGGCUGCUCGGUGGGUUUGACGGGCGAGCGGACGCGGAGAAGCUCUGUCCGGAAUCACGUAGAGACCAUCGUGGAAAUAGCAGCGCAGGUCACGGCUCCGCGGGCCCUGGACUAGACGCUGGGCUCUAGAGAUUAUUUCUCUUUAUUCAGAAGCAUACAGUUGUUUGCUGAUUGCAAGAAGAUGUUUCUUUGGCUGUUUCUGAUUUUGUCAGCCCUGAUUUCUUCGACAAAUGCAGAUUCUGACAUAUCGGUGGAAAUUUGCAAUGUGUGCUCCUGCGUUUCAGUUGAGAAUGUACUCUAUGUCAACUGUGAGAAGGUUUCAGUCUACAGACCAAAUCAGCUGAAACCACCUUGGUCUAAUUUUUAUCACCUCAAUUUCCAAAACAAUUUUUUAAAUAUUCUGUAUCCAAAUACAUUCUUGAAUUUUUCACAUGCAGUAUCCCUGCAUCUGGGAAAUAAUAAACUGCAGAACAUUGAGGGAGGAGCCUUUCUUGGGCUCAGUGCAUUAAAGCAGUUGCACUUGAACAACAAUGAAUUAAAGAUUCUCCGAGCUGACACUUUCCUUGGCAUAGAGAACUUGGAGUAUCUCCAGGCUGACUACAAUUUAAUCAAAUAUAUUGAACGAGGAGCCUUCAAUAAGCUCCACAAACUGAAAGUUCUUAUUCUUAAUGACAAUCUGAUUUCAUUCCUUCCUGAUAAUAUUUUCCGAUUUGCAUCUUUGACCCAUCUGGAUAUACGAGGGAACAGAAUCCAGAAGCUCCCUUAUAUCGGAGUUCUGGAACACAUUGGCCGUGUCGUUGAACUGCAACUAGAAGAUAACCCUUGGAACUGUAGCUGUGAUUUGUUGCCUUUAAAAGCUUGGCUGGAAAACAUGCCAUAUAACAUUUACAUAGGAGAAGCUAUCUGUGAAACUCCCAGUGACUUAUAUGGAAGGCUUUUAAAAGAAACCAACAAACAAGAAUUAUGCCCCAUGGGCACUGGCAGUGAUUUUGAUGUGCGCAUCCUGCCUCCAUCUCAGCUGGAAAAUGGCUACACCACUCCCAAUGGUCACACUACCCAAACAUCUUUACACAGAUUAGUAACUAAACCACCAAAAACAACAAAUCCUUCCAAGAUCUCUGGAAUUGUGGCAGGCAAAGCACUCUCCAAUCGCAAUCUCAGUCAGAUUGUGUCUUACCAAACAAGGGUGCCUCCUCUAACACCUUGCCCGGCCCCUUGCUUCUGCAAAACACAUCCUUCAGAUUUGGGACUGAGUGUGAACUGCCAAGAGAAAAAUAUACAGUCUAUGUCUGAAUUGAUACCAAAACCUUUAAAUGCCAAGAAGCUGCAUGUCAAUGGCAAUAGCAUCAAGGACGUGGACAUGUCAGACUUCACUGACUUUGAAGGACUGGAUUUGCUUCAUUUAGGCAGCAAUCAAAUUACAGUGAUUAAGGGAGACGUAUUUCACAAUCUUACUAAUUUACGCAGGCUAUAUCUCAAUGGCAAUCAAAUUGAAAGACUCUCUCCUGAAAUAUUUUCAGGUCUUCAUAAUCUGCAGUAUCUGUAUUUGGAAUACAAUUUGAUUAAGGAAAUUUUAGCAGGCACUUUUGACUCGAUGCCAAAUUUGCAGUUACUGUACUUAAACAAUAAUCUCCUAAAGAGCCUGCCUGUUUACAUUUUCUCUGGAGCACCCUUAGCUAGACUGAACCUGAGGAACAAUAAAUUCAUGUACCUACCUGUCAGUGGGGUCCUUGAUCAGUUGCAGUCUCUUACACAGAUUGACUUGGAGGGCAACCCAUGGGACUGUACUUGUGACUUGGUAGCAUUAAAGCUGUGGCUGGAGAAGUUGAGUGAUGGGAUUGUUGUAAAAGAACUGAAAUGUGAGACGCCUGUUCAGUUUGCCAACAUUGAACUGAAGUCCCUCAAAAAUGAAAUCUUAUGUCCCAAACUUUUAAAUAAGCCGUCUGCACCAUUCACGAGCCCGGCACCUGCCAUUACAUUCACCACUCCUUUAGGUCCCAUUCGAAGUCCUCCUGGUGGCCCAGUGCCUCUGUCUAUUUUAAUCUUAAGUAUCUUAGUGGUUCUCAUUUUAACUGUGUUUGUUGCUUUUUGCCUUCUUGUUUUUGUUCUGCGACGCAACAAGAAACCCACAGUAAAGCACGAAGGCCUGGGGAAUCCUGAAUGUGGCUCCAUGCAGCUGCAGCUAAGGAAGCAUGACCACAAAACCAGUAAAAAGGAUGGACUGAGCACAGAAGCUUUCAUUCCACAAACUAUAGAACAAAUGAGCAAGAGCCACACUUGUGGCUUGAAAGAGUCAGAAACUGGGUUCAUGUUUUCAGAUCCUCCAGGACAGAAAGUUGUUAUGAGAAAUGUGGCUGACAAGGAGAAAGAUUUAUUACAUGUGGAUACCAGGAAGAGACUGAGCACAAUUGAUGAGCUGGAUGAAUUAUUCCCUAGCAGGGAUUCCAAUGUGUUUAUUCAGAAUUUUCUUGAAAGCAAAAAAGAAUAUAAUAGCAUAGGUGUCAGUGGUUUUGAGAUCCGCUAUCCAGAAAAACAACCAGACAAAAAAAAUAAGAAGUCACUGAUAGGUGGCAACCACAGUAAAAUUGUCGUGGAACAAAGGAAGAGUGAGUAUUUUGAACUGAAGGCAAAACUGCAGAGUUCCCCUGACUACCUACAGGUCCUCGAGGAGCAAACAGCUUUGAACAAGAUCUAGGUCAUAUAAUUUUACUUCAUACAAAGGACAUUUAUUUAAUGAUGAAAGUGCCUUUUGUUGACUUCUAACUUCCAAAUACUAUAUUAUCAAUAGGCAUAGAGGCAGGUGUUUCCAAGGGUAUCUCAUUAACUGUAGCUGCAAAGAUGUGUCAAGUAGAAGAGAAUUUGUUUAAUAGAUUUUACUACAUAAAACCUAUACUGUGGAGUCCUGUGGGGAUACUGCAAACUCUAUUGCCAAAGGGAUGCUUUAUAUACAUAAUACUGAAUUUAACCUCAAGAGGCAAAUCUGUUUUGUACCCCAAUGCAAAACCUUCGUCUCUUUGUGCUUUGUAAAGCAAACUCAAGAGAACUGGUACAGAUAUUUGUACCUCAGCUGGGUCCUUUAUCUUGCACGUAGAUUAAAUUGGUGGAACUGGAAUAAUCCUUUUGAUUUGUGGCAUUGUAACAACUCCGUGUAAAGAUUAUCUGAAAAGU
Molecule: messenger RNA, 3356 nt
Organism: Saimiri boliviensis boliviensis (Bolivian squirrel monkey)
Lineage: Eukaryota; Metazoa; Chordata; Mammalia; Primates; Cebidae
Gene: SLITRK4
Product: SLIT and NTRK like family member 4
Biological process (GO): positive regulation of synapse assembly; axonogenesis
Cellular component (GO): glutamatergic synapse
Molecular function (GO): protein binding
Source: RefSeq, a predicted model, not a curated record